UGUCAAAGCUUUACUAUAAACCCUAUAAUAAUUCCCCCCAAAUCCACUGGAUUAACAAUUGGAUUUUAUUUCGUUCACCGAUUUUAAUUUUUUUCGGAUAUAUCAGAAAUUCUCUCACUAAUGCCGCGGUACUACUGUGAUUAUUGUGACACUUACUUGACUCAUGAUUCUAUAUAUCAAUUAUUAUUUGGCGAUUGAAGAAAGGAUUCGACAAUAUCAGUAUCAGAUUUUUAGCUCCGGAGUGCAUUUUCUAAAUCAUCAAUGCGUUGAUCAACUGCAUUGCAAACCUUCUGUCAGAAAGCAGCAUAAUUCUGGCUACAAACAUAAGGCAAACAUAAGAUCCUACUACCAAAAGUUUGAGGAACAACAAACUCAGAUUUUGAUUGAUCAGAAGAUCAAGGAGCAUCUUGGACAGACAGUAGUAUAUCAACAGAUUGGUGCAGCUUAUAACCAACAUCUUGCUGCUUUUCCCGGAGCAAGGCCGCGCCUACCUGUCAUGCCGCCUCCUAUGUUUCCGGGACCUCCUCAGAUGGUUCCUGGUAUGAGGCCUCCAAUGCUGCCUAUACCAGUUCCUGGUGCUCCUGGUUAUGGAAAUUCUCCAAUGGUCCCAAUGCAGCCUCAGCCUGCUCCUUCGUUGCCUCCACAAUCUAGUGGGCUUCCACCUCCACCAAGUACGAGUGCGCCAUCACCAGUUCCUGGAGGAGGCCAACCCCCUAGCUCUAGCGGUGCGCCACCACCUAAUGCUACUCAAAUGUACAAUGUGAAUCCACCUGGAACUUCUGCUGCUUCUGCACCUGCUGGUGGCUAUUCUUAUCCACAGUACUCUCAAACCGGUUAAUAGUUUACUAGCCAUGAGAAUGUGCUGAGCUUAGAGGGCUGUAUUUCGAUUUCGAAUACAUAUUGCAUUGUUAACUGUCAUUGCACACGCUUGAGCUUACCUAUGAAAAGCUGCUUGUAGAAGUAUGAGAGAUGUGAAUUGGUGAGAUGGACUUUUUGUAAUUCUGUGGAGAUUUUCUUUUCUUUUAGGAGAAUUUUCAUGGUGAAAAUCUACAUGCUAGUGCUGAGGUUCUAACAAUUUGAUUUAAAAGUCUCUCAUAUGUAUGAGACAGAAAGAAAGCAAGACACUAAUUUUGGCAAAAUAUAAUUCAAUUUUCUA
This is a messenger RNA of Salvia splendens (bonfire salvia), 1156 nucleotides long. RefSeq names its product U1 small nuclear ribonucleoprotein C. Gene Ontology annotation, cellular component: nucleus; U1 snRNP. The coding region runs from base 164 to 838 and encodes 224 amino acids. Gene Ontology annotation, molecular function: zinc ion binding; pre-mRNA 5'-splice site binding. The record is from RefSeq and is a predicted model, not a curated record. Gene Ontology annotation, biological process: mRNA splicing, via spliceosome; mRNA 5'-splice site recognition; spliceosomal snRNP assembly. Lineage: Eukaryota; Viridiplantae; Streptophyta; Magnoliopsida; Lamiales; Lamiaceae. The transcript has 7 exons.